This is a messenger RNA of Colletotrichum destructivum, 2379 nucleotides long. RefSeq names its product Putative extracellular membrane protein, CFEM. NCBI's taxonomy places the organism in Eukaryota, Fungi, Ascomycota, Sordariomycetes, Glomerellales, Glomerellaceae. Bases 1494 to 2114 code for a protein of 206 amino acids. The record is from RefSeq and is a predicted model, not a curated record. The transcript has 3 exons.
UCCGUAUCCCAACGUCUCUCGUCCCUGCAAGGAACACAUCUUCAGCGAAACUCUGUUGAAAUUGGGUUAAAUCAGAUGUCCGUGGCAGCCAGUAGUCUUGCAGGCUGUGGAGUCUAUUUCCUUCUAUUCUUGCACCCUGGUCCCGGCUUCCGGGGCGGCGGCCAUUACCCCCCCCUGGUCUACAUGUCACCUUACACGAUGUCAUGCCAACCCAGCCGGCAAUCUACUCACGAAGACUGCAGUCGUCGACCGACAGGCUCGCAUGCCGCUUUUUGGGUUGAAUCCGUUGCUACCUCGACAUGACGGCGACGCGUCCACUGGCCAACUAACGGUGAGGUGAAGAAGGCUUUGGAAUUGGUGUCCUCGGAGAAAACGCUUAGCGGGAUAAAGGGGGUUAAGAUGGGCAUACAAAGUGAGGAGAGUCCGACGCGGUCAUGCCCUCUGGGUCGAUCAAUCCGAUGUCUCAGCACAGCACGGCCGGCGGCGUCAACGCGUCGAGUCAACGGGCUCAAGCCACCUGCCAUCCAAUCAAAACGCACGGGUGCCCGUAUUCCCUCCCGUCCUGUCCCCCCCUUUCCGCCGUCUCGAGUCUCUGCCACAUUUCAAGGCUGGGGGCUAAUGCGGGCAAGCUGCAGAGAGUUCACGGACGGGGACCUCGAAGCUACAUUGCAGCUGAGGUGAGCUAUUGCAUAUUAGAUAGGUCCCGUAGAUUGACGGACGGUGGGACGUGCAAGCUGACCUCCUGGAAGAAUCUAGGUCUCUCUCUCUCUCUUUCUCUCUGUCCGUCUCUGUCCCUUGUUUCUGUCUUUCCAACGAGAAAGGGAUAAACAAUCGAUGAAGCUCAACCGGAACCGCUCCCGUGAGCUCAAUUGGGCCAAUUACAGCGCCACAAGCUCGCACACACCUUGAUCGAAGCAAAAUUCCCCAGUCCUAGAUUGCAUGUUCCUUGCGAAUGGAACCGUCCAGGUCCGGGGGGUCAGAUCCACCGUCCACGUAGCUCGGCAAAGAGGGCGGCCCUCGAAGGCCUUCGAUGGCUGCCGUAUCCCUUGCCUCCUCUCCUCUUCUCUCUGUCCGUUCCAGUCCAGUCCAGGGCAAGGCUGGUCCCAUGCCAACAGAAAAGGCAAGAUGCGAGUCAACUGCCCUAGUGUAACCCCCCCUCUCCCAGCGACAACGGCACAACGCGCACGACCUGCGCGGCGCAGGUAUGUGGAAUAAGCUUUUGCAAUGAAAUGCAGAAGAGGGAAAGCCUCUGGACAGGGGUAUCGUAUCUGUUCAUGGUGGCUUGCGCAUAUCCAGGACGCAUAUUUAUGCUCCCCCUCCCCCUUCCCGUCUCCUUGGGUCGCCACCGUUAACGUCCCUCUUGAACCAUCCUGUAUCUUAAUCCUAACGUCGGCUGUCCUUCGCUCUAUAGUCUCCCGCCACAUCACGAACCGAAUCCAGUCCUAAUACUUCGCUCUCGUUCUUCAACAAUCAACUACCAAUCACACUUCACAAUGAAGUUCACCCUCGCUCUCGUUGCCGCCGGCCUCGUCGCCGCUCAGGACUUCUCUGGCCAGCCCGAGUGUGCCAUCCCGUGUCUGCGCGAUGCCAUCCCCCAGGUCGGCUGCGCCCUGACCGACACCGCUUGCCAGUGCACCCCGGCGAACCAGCAGGCCCUCGUCCCCUUCGCCGCCUCCUGCCUGCUUGCCGCCUGCAACUCGGCCGACCUCGGCAGGGCCCAGGCCGCUGCCGCCGCCGCCUGCUCCGCCUUCCAGGCCACCGCCGGUUCUGCCCAGCCCACCGCCUCUGCUUCCGGUGCUGUUUCCUCUGCCGCCGCCUCGCCCUCGGCCUCCGUCUCGGCCGCCAUUUCCUCCGCUGUCGCUUCCGCCAGCGCGUCCGCCAGCGCCGCCCUGUCCUCCGCGUCCGCCGCUGUCACCUCUGCCCUCAACGGCACUGCCGCCGUCAGCAGCGCCACCCUGACCGCCUCGCGCACCGCCUCCACCGCCAACCCCUCCGGCACCGGCGCCAGUGCCAGCACCACCACUGCUGCCUCCACCAACGCCGCUGCUCAGGGCUCCGUUGCCGUCGGUGGUCUGGCCCUCGCCGCCAUUGCCGGCAUCGUUGCCGCCCUGUAAGCGGGCCUUGGGCAGAAGAUGUGGUGAAGUCUUUUUUUUCCUUUCCCCUUCAUGCGGAUGAGAGAGGACUGUAUGUGUGGGAUGAACUCUGGCCGGACGUCUAGAAUGUUAUGAGGAUGGACGGUGGAACUGAGACAAGUAAAAAGGUUUCAUGAUCAUGGCCUGUGGGUUGCCGGUGAUGCAACGUCUUUCCGCGAGACACAGGGUAACAUACUUUAAUUGAAUAUACCAAACAAUGUUAGACAAUCACGCUUGCAUGAAGGCU